ACUUCCGGUUGGGCCGGCGGCCCGGCGGGACUGGGCGCUCCGGUUCCGUCCCCUCUGCCGGGCCCCGUCCUGCCCGGGCGGCGGCAUGGAGAAGCUGCGGCGGGUGCUGACGGGGCAGGACGACGAGGAGCAGGGACUGACGGCGCAGGUCCUCGAUGCCUCAACACUCAGCUUUGGAACUCGAGUCAGAUGGUUUGCCAUAUGUUUUGUUGCUGGCAUUGUGUGUUCUCUCCUUGGAACAGCACUGUUGUGGCUCCCAAACGGCAUCAGACUUUUUGCAUUGUUUUACACCCUGGGAAAUAUUGCUGCGUUAGCCAGUACAUGUUUCCUGAUGGGGCCACUGAAGCAAUUAAAAGCAAUGUUUGAAUCCAAAAGAUUAAUAGCUACACUUGUGAUGUUGCUUUGCCUGGUGUUGACUCUGUGUGCUGUAUUCUGGUGGAAAAAAAAAGGUUUGGCAGUGUUAUUCUGCUUAUUGCAGUCCUUGGCAAUGACCUGGUAUAGUCUGUCAUAUAUUCCUUUUGCAAGGGAUGCAGUGAUUAAGUGCUUCUCGUCCUGCCUAGAGUAAAUUAACAGAAACCACUGUAUGCUUUAAAACCCAAGUUUUACUCUUCAGUGAAUUUUGCUUGGGAAACUAUCCACUCAUGAAACACCCAGUAACAAUUUCGUAUUUGUCUUGCCUUUUCCAUUUGGGGAAUUACAUAAUUUUACUAGAAACAGUUUUUAAAAUAAAUUGGGUGAACUGUUUGUGUUUACCCUGAAACUUUUAGUCUUUUUAGCAAAAAAGUACAUUUAAAUACUUUGUGCAGAGUUGUCUUAAAACUACCUUGCAUCUGGUAACAGUUUAUUCCCCAGUGGAGGCAAGCCACUAAGAUCUGGGUAGUAUGCAUAAAGAUGUCAUUUAAAGUUCUGUCUAAAAAUUGCUAUGUGCCAUUUAUGUGUGUAUAUUAUUCAUUGUAUGCUUUUCCAUGGACAGUUUUAUAAAUGUUGUAAAGAUUUGGUAAGUUAUCAUGAACUGCUCCUUUGAAAUGUCUAUACAUGUGCUGUAUGGGAAAAGCUUAAUGAGAAUAUGUGAAAGAUCUGUUUAAAGCUUGUUGGAUUUUAUUAAAAGCUAUAUUUUAAAUGAUUUUUUAAAAAUAUGUUUAAAUACUUUUUACUAAAAGAACCUAUGGCUAAUAUAUAAAUGAGAUUUAUGAAAUAAAUCAGUUUAAAGGUG
This is a messenger RNA of Apus apus (common swift), 1213 nucleotides long. RefSeq names its product SFT2 domain containing 1 (gene SFT2D1). The record is from RefSeq and is a predicted model, not a curated record. The transcript is spliced from 8 exons. Gene Ontology annotation, cellular component: membrane. NCBI's taxonomy places the organism in Eukaryota, Metazoa, Chordata, Aves, Apodiformes, Apodidae. Bases 86 to 565 code for a protein of 159 amino acids. Gene Ontology annotation, biological process: vesicle-mediated transport.